Molecule: messenger RNA, 3373 nt
Organism: Glycine soja
Lineage: Eukaryota; Viridiplantae; Streptophyta; Magnoliopsida; Fabales; Fabaceae
Product: cellulose synthase A catalytic subunit 7 [UDP-forming]-like
Exons: 13
Coding region: 1-3102 (1033 amino acids)
Biological process (GO): plant-type primary cell wall biogenesis; cellulose biosynthetic process
Cellular component (GO): trans-Golgi network; plasma membrane
Molecular function (GO): cellulose synthase (UDP-forming) activity
Source: RefSeq, a predicted model, not a curated record
AUGGAAGCCAGCGCUGGACUGGUCGCUGGUUCUCACAAUCGCAACGAGCUAGUUGUCAUUCAUGGCCAUGAAGAGCACAAGCCUUUGAAGAACUUGGAUGGGCAGGUGUGUGAGAUAUGUGGCGAUGAUGUGGGACUCACGGUGGACGGAGACUUGUUUGUGGCCUGCAAUGAGUGUGGUUUUCCAGCAUGCCGGCCAUGCUAUGAAUACGAAAGAAGAGAAGGGAGACAAGUUUGUCCACAGUGCAAGACCAGAUACAAGCGUCUCAAAGGGAGCCCGCGGGUUGAGGGAGAUGAUGAGGAGGAGGAUGUGGAUGAUAUUGAACAUGAAUUUAACAUCGAGGAGCAGAAAAAGCAUAACCAUUCUGCUGAAGCCAUGCUGCAUGGGAAGAUGAGCUAUGGAAGAGGUCCUGAAGAUGAUGAGAAUGCUCAAUUCCCAGCUGUUAUUGCUGGUGGUCGCUCUCGACCUGUUAGUGGGGAGUUCCCAAUAGCAUCUCAUUAUGGGGAUCAGAUGUUAGCUUCUUCACUGCAAAAUCGAGUGCACCCAUAUCCCGCGUCUGAUCCUCGAAAUGGAAAAUGGGAUGAAGCCAAAGAGGAUAGAAUGGAUGACUGGAAGUUGCAACAAGGCAAUUUGGGGCCUGAACCUGAUGAAGAUCCAGAUGCAGCCAUGUUAGAUGAAGCAAGGCAACCAUUGUCAAGGAAGGUACCAAUAGCAUCCAGCAAAGUGAAUCCAUAUAGGAUGGUGAUCGUGGCACGGCUUGUUAUCCUUGCCUUCUUCCUUCGAUAUAGACUUAUGAAUCCUGUACAUGAUGCACUGGGACUGUGGCUAACUUCUAUUAUAUGUGAAAUCUGGUUUGCUUUUUCAUGGAUCCUUGAUCAGUUUCCCAAAUGGUAUCCCAUUGAUCGAGAAACAUACCUUGAUCGUCUUUCAAUCAGGUAUGAGCGUGAAGGUGAACCCAACAUGCUUGCUCCAGUGGAUGUCUUUGUUAGUACUGUGGAUCCCAUGAAGGAACCUCCUUUGGUUACAGCCAACACUGUUCUUUCAAUCUUGGCCAUGGAUUACCCAGUUGCUAAGAUAUCGUGUUACAUUUCUGAUGAUGGAGCUUCAAUGUGUACAUUUGAAGCCCUGUCAGAAACUGCGGAGUUUGCUAGGAAGUGGGUACCAUUCUGCAAGAAAUUUUCUAUAGAACCUAGAGCACCAGAGAUGUACUUCAGUGAGAAAAUUGAUUACCUCAAGGACAAGGUGCAGCCCACCUUUGUUAAGGAGCGUCGAGCUAUGAAGAGAGAAUAUGAAGAGUUUAAGGUUAGGAUCAAUGCACUUGUGGCAAAAGCUCAGAAGGUUCCUCAAGGAGGAUGGAUUAUGCAGGAUGGGACACCAUGGCCAGGAAACAAUACUAAGGAUCAUCCUGGUAUGAUUCAAGUCUUUCUUGGUCACAGUGGAGGUCAUGAUACUGAAGGAAAUGAGCUUCCUCGUCUUGUUUAUGUUUCCCGAGAGAAAAGGCCUGGAUUCCAACACCACAAGAAAGCUGGUGCUAUGAAUGCUUUGAUUCGGGUCUCCGCUGUGCUCACAAAUGCUCCUUUCAUGCUGAACUUGGAUUGUGAUCAUUAUGUUAAUAACAGCAAGGCUGCUCGAGAGGCCAUGUGCUUCUUAAUGGACCCCCAAACUGGGAAGAAGGUCUGCUAUGUCCAAUUUCCUCAAAGAUUUGAUGGCAUCGAUAGGCAUGAUCGUUAUGCCAAUAGAAACACGGUUUUCUUUGAUAUUAACAUGAAGGGUCUAGAUGGUAUUCAGGGUCCUGCAUAUGUUGGCACAGGGUGUGUAUUUAGGAGGCAAGCUUUAUAUGGCUACAAUCCUCCCAAGGGUCCCAAGCGUCCAAAAAUGGUAAGCUGUGACUGCUGCCCAUGUUUCGGAAAGCGCAAGAAGGUUAAGUAUGAAGGGAAUGAUGCAAAUGGAGAGGCAGCAAGCCUUAGAGGAGUGGAUGAUGACAAAGAGGUGCUGAUGUCCCAGAUGAAUUUUGAAAAGAAAUUUGGGCAGUCAUCAAUUUUUGUGACUUCAACCUUGAUGGAAGAGGGUGGCGUGCCUCCUUCAGCCAGUCCAGCAAGCCAACUUAAAGAAGCUAUUCAUGUAAUCAGCUGCGGAUAUGAAGAUAAAACUGAAUGGGGAAUUGAGCUAGGUUGGAUUUACGGGUCUAUUACAGAGGAUAUUCUAACAGGUUUUAAGAUGCAUUGCCGUGGUUGGAGGUCCAUUUAUUGCAUGCCAAAGAGAGCAGCAUUCAAGGGUACUGCUCCCAUUAACUUGUCAGAUAGGCUUAACCAGGUGCUUCGUUGGGCACUUGGCUCCAUUGAGAUCUUCUUCAGUCGUCAUUGCCCUUUAUGGUAUGGCUAUAAGGAAGGGAAGCUGAAGUGGCUUGAGCGAUUUGCCUACGCAAACACAACUGUCUACCCCUUCACCUCCAUACCUCUAGUCGCCUACUGUGUUCUUCCAGCUGUCUGUUUACUCACUGAUAAAUUCAUCAUGCCACCGAUAAGCACUUUUGCUGGUUUGUACUUCGUUGCUCUAUUCUCUUCAAUCAUUGCAACUGGUCUUCUUGAGUUGAAAUGGAGUGGAGUGAGCAUUGAGGAAUGGUGGAGAAAUGAGCAAUUUUGGGUCAUUGGUGGUGUGUCAGCACACCUCUUUGCAGUCAUACAAGGUCUUCUGAAGGUUUUGGCUGGAAUUGACACCAACUUCACUGUUACAUCCAAGGCAGCAGAUGAUGAAGAAUUUGGAGAAUUAUACACCUUCAAGUGGACUACUCUCUUGAUUCCUCCAACCACUAUCUUAAUAAUCAACAUUGUUGGGGUUGUUGCUGGAAUCUCAGAUGCCAUAAACAAUGGGUACCAAUCCUGGGGACCUCUAUUUGGAAAACUAUUCUUUUCAUUUUGGGUGAUUGUCCAUCUGUAUCCAUUCCUUAAAGGUUUGAUGGGUCGCCAAAACCGCACACCCACCAUAGUUGUUAUAUGGUCAGUACUAUUGGCUUCCAUUUUUUCCUUGCUUUGGGUAAGAAUUGACCCAUUUGUAUUAAAAACUAAGGGACCUGAUACCAAGCUAUGUGGAAUCAACUGCUGAAAGACUGGUUUUCCUAUAGUAUCCUUUUGUGAACAUCUUUUAAAGAUGUAUGUAAAUGUAGAUUCUUGAUUGUUCUGUAUGAUGCGUGAACUAAAAAGUUUAUAUGUACAAGGAUGAAAAAAGAGUGAAAAUUGGAAAGUGCAAAUGCAGUUUUCUCAUCUUUGUAAAUGUGCUGGAUGAUGUAUUGGUUAGCAAUUGUUUUGGCUCAAACUGCCCAAGGAUUGGAAAGGAAAUCAAAGUUAUAGGUUUACCUAUAAAUUGUUGCGAGUAA